This is a messenger RNA of Nymphalis io (European peacock), 6256 nucleotides long. Its product is annotated as centrosomal protein of 290 kDa-like. Lineage: Eukaryota; Metazoa; Arthropoda; Insecta; Lepidoptera; Nymphalidae. The transcript is spliced from 31 exons. Bases 37 to 6159 code for a protein of 2040 amino acids. The record is from RefSeq and is a predicted model, not a curated record.
GAUUCUUAAAAAAAUACAUUUCAGAUUAAUAAUUGUAUGGGAAAAUCGAAAAAAAAAGUUAAAACUAAAGAUAGAUGUACCUAUACAGACUCUCCUGCAAUGAGUUCUGCAAGCAUGUCGGAAACAAUCGCGUAUCAAGAGGAAGUCAUAAAGGCAAAUAAGGACGUCCUGGAACAACUCUAUGCAGAAAUCGCUGAAUUGGAAGGGCGGAAAAUUGAAUUUAAUGAUAAAACUCUUAAGCAACAAGAUAGUGAUUCGAGUCGAAAUACAUUAUCUGAAAUUAAUGAGAUCGCGCAGUUAGAAAAUGAAAUAUCUAAAAGAAAUAGACACAUAAGGAAAUUACUCGCCGACGUUAAAGUUUUGGAAGAAGAAAAUACUUCAUUAAAAAAUAAAUUACCAGUUUUAAAGGAAAAGUUAAAAGAAGCUACACAUCUUAUCAAAAAUCUAACCCAACAGUUAUUUAGUCUAAGCAAUAACGUUACAAGUCUUAAAGAACAUCUUGGUAAAACUGAAGAAGAAAAGGCCAACUUAUUUAUAGAAGUGGAAAACUUAAAAAAGGAUGUAAAUGAUAAAUAUUUAAAAUAUGAAAAAGUGGAGGUGGAUGCUAAAAGUAAAGUAGAACAAUUAAAGAAUUUACUGAAGUCGCAAACAGAAGAAAUCGCGCGUCUGUCAAGUGAAAAUUCGCAAUUGAAAGAAAAUCUAACAUUAACAUAUAAAGAUAUAACGUCUCCAAAAAAAACUCCCCAUGAAGAAAUCAAAAUAACAGAAUUACAAGAAAAAUUAGCAGAAGCUUCAGAUCAAAUAAUAAAGUCUGCAGACAUAAUACAAGCAUUAUCGAAGGAAAAUAAGCAAUUGAAACGUAUAAUUGAUGAUAUAGCUGAUAAUUCUCUAUCUGACCACAAAAAUGAAAGCGAUGAUGGAAAAGAAAAGAACAUGAUUAUUAAGCUUAAGAAAAAAGUCAAAAAUUUGAAUGACGCUCUUAAAUAUUCUGAAGAUAUGAUAAAUGUAAGAGAAAGAGAGCUAACCGAAAUUGCUAAGCAAUUACAAUUAUUAAAAUCAAAUGAAGGUAUAAAUACGUUAACAGAAGUAAUUAAGAAAAAAAAGAAAGAUUUAAAAAUUAAAGAUGAAGGUAUACAAAGUCUUGUGCGUGAAGUAAACAAUUUAAAUCAACUUGUUAGUGAUCUUCAGCUAGAAAAUGAAACAAUGAGAGACAAACUGCAAAUACCACUAAAUGAACAGAUCGAAACCCACGGGAUUCUAAAAAAGUUUAAUGACAUAGAAAAUAAUAAUAUAGAACUCAGGAAAAACAUAAAACAAUAUGAAAAUAAGCUUAUUUCACUUGAGAUAGAUAACCACGAAAAAAAUACCAUAAUUUCAAAUUUAAAAACAAUGAUGAAUAUGGCAGAAUUUGAUAAAAAAAUAAAUAAAAAUAUUGAAGUUACUGAUAAUGAUGGAACGGGAAAUCCAGAAAAUAUUAAAAUAAAUGAAAAUAGAUCAAAGACAUCAGAUAUGCAAGCGAUUAUUGAAGAAAAUGAAGGACUUAGAAACGGGCUUACUGAAAUUCUAAAUUUGUUAAAAGAUAAUAAUAGUACCAGCGCGGGUGUCUUAGCGAUGGAAUGUCCAAGUUUAGAAGCUAUUUUAAACUCAUUGUUGGCACGGAAAUCUGCAGGCUGGUUUUCACCACAUAUGAAAACAGUACUGGAAUUAAAAGCAGCACUUGGUAGCAAAGAUGCCUUAUUGUGUGCUCUACAUGAAUCAAGAAAAGAAACUUUUAACAUAAUGACAAAAUUGAACACGGAAGAACAAAAGUCAUCGGAAUUAGAAAAAACUUUACAAGAAAUUAAGAACAAUUUAAAGGAAGACAACGAAGACAAUGUAUCAAGUACAACUGACGUCAGUAUUGGAGAAUUUGGAUCUUGGAUGAUAAAGACUAAUUUCGACAAUAUCGACUUAAAGAAUGAAAAUGAAGUCCGAAAUAUAGUUUCUAAGGGAAACAUGUGGUUUGAAAAUCAAUUUAAACAAGUGAUUCAAUAUUUUCAUAAUAAAUUUGCAACACUUUUUGAUAAGCUUACUGCUUUAACGAUAAGUACAGCUGAUGAUCGUAAUAAAUGGAGUUUUCAAGAAGAACAAUAUAAAGCAGAAAUAGAAAAUUUAAAAUCCCAAAUAGAUGAAAACGAUGACAAUAGCAGCACCCAUUCUCCUGGAUUAAUAUGUAUGACACAAUCAAACAUCGUAGACAGGAAGUAUACAUUUUUAGAGGAGUCAUAUAAACAAAUAAGAACACUGAAUGAAAAUAUAAAAAAUGAAUUCUUAGAAAGCAAAAAGGAAAAAUUGAAUGAAGCUUAUGAAUACGAGAAAAAGAUUCAAAAUUUAAUACAAUCUGUUAUAAAUUUAAGUGAUAAGUUACGCAAUUCCGUACCAUUGAAAUUAUUUUUGAAACAAAAUAAUAUAUUAAACGAAUUAACCCUAACACAUAGACAUGCUAGGGAAAUAAAUAUAAAUAAAUACAUUAUAUCGGAGGAUUUACUUAAACGCUUAGAAAAAGACAAAGAUGAAAUAUUAGAAAAUACUCUCAAAGCAGUUAAAUAUACCACAAAAAAUAAAGGAAGUAAAAGCUUAGAAGAAAUUAUAUCAAAUAUAGAUCACUCUGUCCAUCAAAAACAGCUGCAACAAACUUGCAAUGAAUUGCAAAACAAAAAUAAUGAGAUAGAAAAAUUAGAGAAGACAAUAUUGGACUUACAAAAUUCCCAAUCAGAAAUAAUAAAUAAAACAUUACGUUCAGAACCACGUGAAUACGUAAAUUUUCUUAAGGAACAAAUGCAAACAUUGAGUGAACAAAACAAAGUACUUAAAGAACAAUAUCAGCAUAUUGGAAAUAAACUAGAUAAUGUACUGUUAGAGCUUCAUGCAUACAAAAAUAAAGAAGUAAGCAAUGAUAAAGAAAUAAAUAUAUUAAGGCAUCAAAUUCUAGAUCUACAAUCUGAUGGAGACGUUAAAGCUUCAAUGGCAAGAAUAAGCGGUGAAGUUUUAUUAGCACAAAUGCAAAGUUUAGAAAAUCAAAACAAAAUUGAAUCUCUUAAGCUAUCUUUAAAUCGAGAGAAAGAAAUAAGAGCUGAAAUCGAAGACAUUUUAUUGAACCGUCAAAAGGUGUUCGAUAUAUAUACCCUUCGAUACGAAACAAAUUUAAGGAAUAUGAAUGAAGUAAUUGAUAUAUUAAGACAACAAUAUCAAGGGAGCUUACCACUUAUUUCUGUUGAAAACUUUAUUAAUAAAAUAUCAGACGUUCAACGCAAAUCCGAUGACAUUGAUCAUAAACUUAACGAAAUAGAAGAUUUACAAUCGUCUUUAAUAACAAAACAUAGUGUUUAUAAUCAAAUUUUAGAUUUGUCUGCAUCAAAAUGUUCGGAUAAUGAAGACACUUGUCCACAUAAAAUAAAAAACUUUAUUACAGCAGAAACUCAAAAACUUGAAAUGGAACAUCACAAAAGAAAAAUUAUAUCAUUUGAACAAACACAUAAAGAACUAUUAAAGCGAUGUGGUCUUCUAGAAAGAACAUUGAUCAUUCUUAAUCAAGGAUUUAAAGUAAAUGAUCUUUCAUAUCAAAAUGGAUAUCAUAAAAAACAAAAGGAGCAUAUGGGCUUAGAAGUAGAAGAUAUUCAAUCGGACGAUGACUCGAGUAGUAGAAGAAGUCGUACCCAAACUUUGUCUCACCCUAAAAUGGAUGUUAAGCUUUUUAACGAAAGUAAAAGUAACACAAAAGAAACAAUUCAUAAAAUAUGUACGCAAAACUUAACGCAGACCAAUGCAAAAAUAAGCCAACAAACACAAACUUAUUUCAAUGAGACGAAAUUAGAUGUGAAGUCAAUACAAACGGAAGUUGAUCAAAGCCAAAUUGCAUUAAAUACACUUGUGGACAAUCUUUUGUCAGAGAAAAGGCAAAAUGAUAUGCUUAUUGAAGAAACUAAUGCAUUAGCUAAACAACGAUUACAGGAAACAUCGCGUAUAAAUAACGAAAAACAUGAAAUAAGUACAAUGCUUAGAAAUGUAACGGAUUUAUGUCAACAAAAAGACGAAUCAAUUAAAAAGUUGGAACUGAUCCACGAAUCUUUAAAACAAGAAAUAAAUUACCUACAAUCGAAUCAAGUUAAGGAAAUAAACAAAUUAAAUGAAACAGUAAGUGAAGAAAAAAAGGCUCUUUUAAUAGAAAUUAAGAAAAUAGAAAAUGACAAAAACGACAUAAUAGAUGAAUACAUACAGCUAUUGAACAAGGAAAGAGAGGACUACACAAACUCUUUGAAAAGCUUACAAAAUAAACUAAAAGAUUUACAAAUAAAAUUUGAUAAGAGAAACACUGAAGCAAUCACAUCCCACGAUGAUGUUAAUAAAGAGUCAAGCAUUAAAUCGACGUUAAAAAUUUGCAAUUUAGAAGAAAAAUGUUUUAAUCUACAAAGUGAAUUAGAUGGAUACAAAACAGAUUUUGAAAAUCAGCAAGGCGAAUUAGAACGGUGGAAGAGCUUGGCAUCUGAAAGACUUACUAAAAUGGAACAACUUAGUACACAAUUAAAGGAAAGACAUACCCAUGAAGUAGAAUCGUAUAAAGCAGAAAAUCAACAUUGGCUAACACAAUUAAAGGAGACGCAACGCGAACACAUAGAAUUACGAGGCCGUUUAACUGAACAAAGGACUUUGCAUCUAAAGCAGGUGGCCGAGAAAGACAACCACAUUGAACAGCUCCGUUCAGUUAUAAACACUCUCAAGACACAAAUUUUAAAUAUGCAAACAAUGCUCACCAUAAAUGAUCCCAGCUUCGAUCUCUCUGCUAUCGUAGAGGUUGAUGAAGUUAGCGAUGGAGUAUCACAACAAGGAUCGGAUGGAAUAGAAUUAAAGUUUGAUUCAAUGGUCGACUUUAACGAAGCACAAGAAGAUUUUGCAAAGUUGCCUUAUAGCUCUACUGCUAUAUGGCAAGAACCAUUAAUAGAGCGUUUGCGAAGAGAGAAGCAGUUAAUGGGUAAACAGAACGCAAUAUUACGAAGACAGGUCAAAGUUCUAGCAGCAAGAGAACGGAGGUCACGAUUGGAUGCACAGAAUCUAAAAAAUCAAGUAUUCCGCAUCAGCACCACCGGUAACAAAGUCCCAUCAGCAGAAUCAGCAGCAUUGCAAAGUAAGAUCGCGUCAUUGCAGACUCAACUCACGAGCGCGCGUCGCGACGUAAAUUCUAACGUCGCGCUCUGGGAUAAGUGGAAAAGAGCGCAACAGUCGUCAGAGCGAUGGCAGGCACGAUAUGAAGAAAAAUGUCUAGAAGUUAAGAAGCUAGAAACGAGUCUAAAUAUGAAUAAAUCAGCCGUGAGCAGAUUAGAAAAGGAAAAGCGUAUUAUUCUGUCAAGACUUGGAGAAGAAAGACAGGAAAAACAUUUAGCAAUAGAAAAACAAGAUACGGAAGGGUCAGAGAAAACCUCGUCUAGGAGCGAACAAUGCCAAGGACCUCCAACGUUAUCUACCCGUGCAUUGCUUGGCAGGAUAGAGGCACAGCAACGGAGGAUCGCUGCGCUCGAACUCGCUGAAAAGGGCAAUGAAACUUUAAUCUCAGAAUACGAAAAGUCUAUGGCAGAAAUAACAUCCCUCAAAGGACAAGUAUUGAAACUCGAAUCAACACUUCUUGAGGCUGAAAUUCGUUCACCGUUUAAAUCUACGUCGGAUAACCAACCAGAGUUACAUUACUGGAGGAAUUACUGCGAUAUGUUAAAAGAAGAAAAUAUGCAAUUGACCUUGAGAGUGAACUCUAUGGAUAAUACACCUACUUCCGCUCAUCAGAAUCGCAUCAAUGACUUGGAACAGACUGUCCUUACACUAAGAGGACUUGUAAGUAAAUUACAAGCAGACCAAAGGUCUUCAUCUACGAGUACUCAAAAACGAGUUGACUCUAGACCUGGUAGCAGUCGAAGCGGGACUGAUAAGGUUCGAAGUCAUAUAGAAACAUAUCGUAUCGAAAUAUCAAAUCUCAAACGAAGCAUCUUAGAAAAAGACACACUUUUAGAGAAAUCAAAAGACAUGCUAAAGGUUGCCGCUGAAAGAGAAGAUAAAUUAUUGAGAGAGAACAUGUUUCUUCGCCGUCGUUUAGAUCAACUAACGGAAGGUAAAGGAGGUUUCAUGUCGGCGUAAAACUACUUCUAGAUAAGUAUAAAUAAAACAUUAAUCUAAAUAUUUAAAAAUGUAUUCGUUUAAAAUAAGCCAAUUUCAUCAUAAAUAAACCUUACCA